AUGACAGCGAUUGUUUCAACGACGCUGGCAAGGAAGGAACCUACAGCUCGCGUGAAAAAUGGCACCCUCGAAGGACUAUACGCGAAAGCGUACCAUCAGGAUUACUUUCUAGGAAUACCUUAUGCUCAACCACCAGUAAAUGAGCUGCGGUUUCGACAAGCUCAGUCGCUUAACACUAGCUGGAAAGGUCUAAGGGAGGCAAAGGAGUUUUCGAAGCUUUGUGUUGGCUAUGGCCUUGAUCAAACGUUCUACGAGACGUCUGAAGACUGUCUCUAUCUCAACGUCGUGCGUCCGGCAGGCUACGAGGGCAAGAAACUUCCGGUGGGUUUCUGGAUUCAUGGCGGUGGAUUCCAAAACGGCGGUGGUCCUGACCAACGUUAUAAUCUCUCUUUCAUUGUGGACCAGUCUGUAUCGAUUGGAAAACCAAUCAUAGCCGUCUCGCUCAACUACCGGCUCAGCCUAUGGGGGUUUGCCAGCUCUAAUGAGCUCGCACGGGAAGGAUCGCUCAAUAUUGGUCUUCGAGAUCAGCGCCUUGCUCUUCAUUGGGUGCAAGAGAACAUUGCCGCAUUUGGUGGUGACCCUAAGAAGGUGACCAUUUGGGGGGAGUCUGCCGGUGCGGCUAGCGUUGGCUUUCAGCUCACUGCCUAUGGCGGGCGCAAUGACCAUUUAUAUCGGGCAGCCAUUAUGCAGUCUGGUGGUCCAAUUCUUUAUGGCGCGCAAGGUGGCGCAAACAAGACUCAGGCGGCUUUCGACGAGAUCGCCUCUCAAGUUGGAUGCGCUUCAUCUACUUAUCGCCUCGAAUGCCUUCGCAAUGUUCCCUUUGAUGCACUGAAUGCGACAAUGGCUGGAGAUCUUUUCAACACCGCCGGAUUUGGAGUAGUCACUGACGGCGACUUUGUUCAGGAUUACGGCAGUAUUCAGCUCAGCCGUGGGCAGUUCACCAAAGUACCUAUCAUGAUCGGUGCCAACAGCGACGAGGGUGCCUCUUUCGCUCCAUAUGGCAUUAACACCACCGAGCAAUUCGAAGCUAGCUUAUCCGCUCUUCCCGAAGCUUAUAGAAAAGACAUACUGAAGGCUUAUCCCGAUGAUCUAGGCGUUAAUAUCAUCCAGAGCCUUGGUGAUCAGCGACCAUCGCCUCGAUUUGGAAACCAAUUUCGGCGUGUAGCGACGUAUAUUGGGGACUACAUCUUCAUUGCGCCCGCGCGGCAGACUGCGCACACAUGGGCGUCGCACGGACUCCCUACCUACAAGUUCCGGUUCAACGCUGACCAGAAAGUGUUUGCUCCUGAGUUGCGCGUUAAUCACUUUAAAGAGAUUCCUUACGUGUUCCGCAACAUAGAUGGCGAAGGAUUUAGGCCGGAUAUCAAGCCUUUCACAGGAGCUGGGCAGAACUACAUCGAUUUGGCAUACUUGAUGAGCUCAACUUGGGCUAGUUUCAUACAUGAUCUGGACCCUAAUGAUUGGAGAGGAAGAAGCAAUAAGAUCCCGGAAUGGCCUAAGUAUACUGUUGGUAGUCCACAGGACUUCGUCCUUGACGCGAACAUCACCAGCUACCCUGAGAGGGAUACUUACAGGAAAGAGGGGAUGAAUCUCAUUAACAGCAACGCUCUGAAGAUCUACUCGAGGUAG
Messenger RNA from Paraphaeosphaeria sporulosa, 1629 nucleotides. Its product is annotated as alpha/beta-hydrolase. Gene Ontology annotation, molecular function: carboxylic ester hydrolase activity. The coding region runs from base 1 to 1629 and encodes 542 amino acids. The record is from RefSeq and is a predicted model, not a curated record. The transcript has 3 exons. Lineage: Eukaryota; Fungi; Ascomycota; Dothideomycetes; Pleosporales; Didymosphaeriaceae.